Pneumocystis jirovecii RU7 is the source of this 3030-nucleotide messenger RNA. RefSeq lists its product as uncharacterized. The transcript has a single exon. NCBI's taxonomy places the organism in Eukaryota, Fungi, Ascomycota, Pneumocystomycetes, Pneumocystales, Pneumocystaceae. The annotation marks the transcript as partial. The record is from RefSeq and is a predicted model, not a curated record.
AUUUUGGCGCGGGCGGUGGCGCGGGCGGUUAAGCGGCAGGCAAAAGCGGCGCAAGGAGCUAGUGUAUAUGAAGAAGAAGAGUAUCUUUUGGCUUUAAUUCUAAGAGAAAAUGUAAUGAAAGAACAAGAAUGCAAAGAAAAACUAAAGGAAUAUUGUCAAAGAUUGAGAAAUAUAACUCAGGAAUUAAAUAUAAUGGGUCCAAAAUUAAAAGAAAUAUGUAAGGAUGAUACAACAGCAGAAGCAAAAUGCACAAAGUUGGAAACCAAAGUUAAAGAAAAGUGUACUACAUUUGAAACAAAAUUAGGAAUAGCAGCCAAAAAAGAUGUUUCAACAUUAGAAGAUAAUGAUUGUAAAGAGAAUGAACGACAAUGCCUAUUUUUGGAGGGAGCAUGUCCUAGUGAUCUUACAGAGAAUUGCAACAAACUAAGGAAUCUAUGUUACCAGAGAAAACGUGACGGAGUAGCAGAAGAAGUCCUUUUGAGGGCAUUCCGUGGGGAUUUGAAGGACAAAUCUGGAUGCGAAAAGAAAAUCAAAAAUGUUUGCUUAAAAAUAGGUCAAGAAAGUGAUGAGUUGACAAAGCUUUGUCUUUACCAGAAAGAAACAUGCGAUACUCUUAUGACUAAAAAACAAAAUAAAUGUGAUUUUCUCAAAACAAAAAUUGAAGAAUUACUAAAAAAAAAAGGAUUCAAAACGAAAUGUCCAGUAUUACUUAGAGAGUGUCACUUUUACGAGGAAACGUGUACAGAUAAGCUAAAAUGUAAAGAGCUUGUGAAUAAUUGUAAAGAAAAGAACGUUGUCUAUACGGAGCCAGGAUCAAAUUUUGAGCCUAUAAGACCAGGAAUUACAUUGGCAGAAGAAAUAGAAUUGGAAGAGCUUUAUAAAGAGGCAGCAAAGAAGGGAGUUCGUAUUGGAAGACCGCCUACAAGAGAUGCAACUGAACUUUUAUUUUUACUAAGUCAAAGCGGUACUAAAUCUACGGUUGCAGAAAAAUGUAAAGAAGUGCUUGAUAAAAAGUGCAAGGACCUUAAAGAACAUAAAUUUUUAAAAGAUUUAUGUGAAAAAGAUAAAAUAAAUGAAGACGGAAAGAAAAAGUGUAAUGAAUUAGAUAAGGAAUUAGCGACCCGUGCUUCGAUUGUUUCUAAAGAGAUUGAAAAAUAUCUUGACAUAGCUAAUGGGAAGGAAAUUAUUAGUUGGCAUGUAUUGCAUACAUUUCUUAGUGAAAGAAAGUGCACGAAACUAUUGUCAGAUUGUUUUUAUUUUACUCAAGAUAAAGGUCCUCUUAAUAAAGAAUGUGAUAAUUUAAAGGCAGCAUGUUAUAAAAAAGGGCUUGAAGCACCAGCAAAUGAAGCAUUACAAGAUAAGUUACGGGGAAAAUUGCAAGGUUUGAAUGAAACAUGGCUUAAGAAUCUUCGAAAAAACUUGAUAAAAGUCUGUGAAAAGAUGAAAGGAGAAAGUGAUGAAUUAUUUGUACUAUGUAUGAACCCAAUAAAAACGGCUCUUACAGUGUCAACAGAUUUGCGAUUGAGGGCAGUUGCUUUGCAGGAACAUUUGAACGAGAAACGAGAUUUUCCAACGAAAAAGGAUUGUAAAGAAUUAGAAGAAAAAUGUGAGGUCUUAGGAAAAGAUUCAAAAGAAAUUAAAUGGUCAUGUUAUACGUUAAAACAGCAUUGCAAUCGACUGGAGAGCAUAGAGCAGUUAGAAGAGGAGUUGUUAAAAGAAAAUAAAGGAUAUCUAAAAGAUGAAAAUAGCUGUAAAGAAGAAGCUAAGAAACGAUGUGAAAAAUGGUUUAGAAGAGAAAAUAGUAAAUUUUUUCCGGCAUGUUCUGACUUGGAGCUUGUUUGCAAAAAGAUCAUUAGAAAUGUUGAAUCUAAAUGUAAUAUAUUGAAAGGAUAUAUGGAGACUAUGAAAAUUGUAGAUAAAAUAGAGAAUAAAGAGGAAGAAGUAUGUGGAUUAUGGGCACCAUAUUGCAAAAAAUUCACUCCAAGUUGUACUGAGCUUGAAGAAAAUGGAGGAAAAGGAUGUAAAAAACUUAAUAAGAAAUGUGAAUCAUUCUUUAAAAAGAAGGAAUUAGAAAAUAAAGCGAUUGAUGGAUUAAAGGGUAAUCUAGCAACGAACGAAGAAUGCAAGGAGACCCUUAAGAAAUACUGUGUAGCCUUGACUAAUGCAACCAAUGGGCUUGAAACUCUUUGCAAAAGCAAUGAAGCUAAUAAGAAAGAUGAGGAUGUAAGGAAAGAAGUUUGCGAAAAACUUGUUAAACAAGUUCAAGAAAAAUGCUUAAAAUUACAAGAAGAACUCACUGAGAUCAGUGAAAAACUAAAAGAGAAAGGAAAAAACUAUGAAAAGAUUAAAAAAGAAGCUGAAGAAGCAAUGAAAGAGGCAAACCUUGUUUUAUCGAGAUUAGAAACAACAAACAAGAAAUCGGCCAAUAAUGCUGUAAAUAAUGCAUCAGUUGCGCCUAAGGAGACAAAAGAUGCAACACAGUUUAAGCUUAUAAGAAGAAAUACAAACACUCAAGUGACUAAAAAAGAGUUAGAGGCAUUUGAUUUAGUAGCAAGAGCAUUUGAUCUCUAUGUAGAAUUAAAGGAAAUAUGUGAUCAUUCACUGAAGGAUUGUGGUUUCAAAAAAGAGUGUAAAUGUGAGAAUCCAUGUGGAAAAAUACAAGAAGUAUGUUCGAAAUUAGAACCACUGAAAGUAAAACCAUACGAAACAACAACUAAAAACAUAACAACUACAACUACAACUACGACAACAACAACCGUUACAGAUCCAAAAGCAACAGACUGCCAAUCUCUGCAAACGACAGACACAUGGGUCACAAAGACGUCGACACACACCAGCACCUCUACGACUACGUCCACAGUUACGUCAAGAAUAACACUGACCUCGACGAGGCGGUGUAAGCCUACGAAGUGCACGACAGGAGAGGAGGAUGAAGCAGGGGAAGUGAAGCCGAGUGAGGGGCUGAGGAUGAGUGGGUGGAGUGUGAUGAGGGGGGUGCUAGUGGUAAUGAUGAUUUCAUUCAUGAUUUAG